ACUUAAUACUUAUUAUCGAAGAAGUAUAAUUCAAAUGAACCGCUCAAUUCCAUAUAAUCGGCAAAAGGAAAAAUUCAGAUCGAAAACGGCAACAGCGCGCAUCAUCAGGAUUCGCGCGAUCGCUCAAUAAGCACGUGCGCGUACGACACCGGCGGACUAUGGGUUCGCCGAAGUCACUCGCCGGUCGAAACCCAAACAAUAACAAACCGACGAGCCGCACAGCAGGCUGUCGGCGAGUCAUCGCUUACGGACUACAAUUCCGAGGAGUUGGUCCGUCCAUCAGGCUUGUCGUAGUUUCUCCGGAAAUAAAUCGAGUCCACCGAUGGAUUACUCCAAGGAGUUCAACUGCACCCGUGGCCUCAGGAAGUUCAUCGCCAAGAAAAUGCUGAGCGUCGUCAGCUGCAAGGAGUCGCCUCAGAAAAAGAGGAGCAAAGUCCAGGCCCAGGUGGUGCAGGUCCUGGAGAAAACGAAUUACUCGUUAAACGUCGUCAAUAGAUACAAGGAGAACAUCCUGCACGUGAGUGCAGCUAACAACUGCGUCGACGUGAUCAAGUGCAUCUUGCAGAAACACGGCAAACACUGUUUGGAGCGGAAAAAUUCAUUUGGCUGGACGCCGCUUAUGCAAGCCGUUAGAAACGAGAACGUGGAGAUGGUCAAGUUCUUGCUGGAUUCUGGUGCCAUUGUCAAUGACUUUUCCUUUUUGGGACUGUCUGUCAUAAGCCUUGCAUGCGCCAUUAGUAAGGAGAUGUUUGAUCUGCUGUACAACAGCUGUCCUGAAGCUUUGGAAUAUGCGGCUCACGAUGACAUCAAUCCUUUGUGCGUGGCUGCUUUGAAGAAUGACAAAGAGCUGUUUUUUCACCUCGUAGCUCUUGGUUUGGAUGUGCGCAAAGCAAAUGCUUUCACACAUACUAUUAUGAAGCAGUCCACAGACCCACAAAUUGCUGCUCUUGCUAAGAACCAUUUGAGUUCGGAAGACUACUGGAAUGACAUUUCUCAAAUUGAAGAUUAUCUGAAUGUUGAGAGUGACAAUAAUAGCAACAAUACACCUAGUCCAAAUGCUAAAAAUGUACAAAAUACUGAGCAGACUUGCAAUGCAAAUAACUGCAUCCCAAAGAUUUGUGUGGAGAUGAGUAAACCAGCAAUUAUUAAAGAAGUGAACAAUAACAAAAAUAAUAUAAAUUUAUAUUUGGACUUGAAACCAGUGGAAACAAAUUGCAAUUCAAAGAGUCUCAUCUCGCCGACUUUGUCAUAUGUGAAUAAAGAUGUCUUACCUACAACUCCAAACACUUUUAUCACAGAAGAUAAUCCAGUCCAUGCAUUCUCAAAGCUCACAUUAAAUGUUGAAGAGAAGAGUAUCAAGGCAAAAAAUAAUAAUAUCCAUACAUAUAUGGACAAAACUGAAGAUGCAAUGACUUCCCCUUUGGUUUUGAGAAGGUGUCAAAAUAAACGGCCGCCAAACCUGAAGCUCAGGCAUUCCAGCAAUGACUCAAACGCUACUUUAAGCUUUACACCGCAAUUCACUCCAACGAAAUCGCCGAAUUUACCAAAGGACAUAAAUGAAGACAAUGUUUUUGAUGAAUCGACUCCAACACCACCAAAGUACAAAACACCUCCAAGAGGAAUAAUCUUAGAUCCAAGCACUGCGAGACUAAUGUUUAUACUACAACGAUUUGGACUGAAAAGACACAUUCCUACAUUCUUAGAACAAGAAGUGGAUUUAGAUUUGUUUUUUACUCUUACUGAUCAAGAUCUUCUUGAAAUCGGGAUAGAGAGUAAAUCUGAACGUUUAAUUUUAUUGUCUGUUAUUAACGAAUGCAAAGGGAAGAGAAACAUAACUUGAACAUUGCUAAUACUGUGAUCAUAAAGUUAUAUAAAAUAUAACCAAGAUAAUUUAUUCUAUUAUAUAAUGAUUUACAAUGUAUUUAUAACUGUGUUUGUUUAUAAUUAUUUUUACAUCUUUAAUUGUUAAUAAAUUUUAUAAAAUUGAUUGCAAUCCUUUGCUUAUAAAACGGAAA
Molecule: messenger RNA, 2015 nt
Organism: Nasonia vitripennis (jewel wasp)
Lineage: Eukaryota; Metazoa; Arthropoda; Insecta; Hymenoptera; Pteromalidae
Product: ankyrin repeat and SAM domain-containing protein 6-like
Exons: 6
Coding region: 323-1840 (505 amino acids)
Molecular function (GO): protein binding
Source: RefSeq, a predicted model, not a curated record